Molecule: messenger RNA, 1197 nt
Organism: Triticum turgidum subsp. durum (durum wheat)
Lineage: Eukaryota; Viridiplantae; Streptophyta; Magnoliopsida; Poales; Poaceae
Source: the annotation of a GenBank genome assembly
AUGAGCAGCGAGACGAGCAAGCGAGAUCAUGCACUGGAGCUCCUGGCCGCCGACAGGAAGCUGAUGACCGUGGCCCGUUCGGCGCGACGGCGUCGGCUGGAGCUCCGGCGGCUAGGCCGUACGGCUUCUGCGGCCGCGGAGGACGAGGGUGCGAAGCGGGUGCGGCCGGCGCUGGACAACUCCUCGGACUCGUCUGACUCCGCGAAGGUGGCGCCGAAGCCCCCCUUGGUGGCGUCUAGGUGUUCGGCGUGCGUGUCGCACGGGGCUGUGUCCGUGAUCGGGCGCCGGCGAGAGAUGGAGGACGCGGUGGCCGUCGCGGCGCCGUUCCUGGCCGAGACGGCGGCGGUGGAGGGGAGCGGCGACGUGGAGUACGGGGCAGGGGAAGAGGGCUUCUUCGCGGUGUACGACGGGCACGGCGGGUCGCGCGUGGCGGAGGCGUGCCGGCUGCGGAUGCACCUGGUGCUCGCGGAGGAGGUGCGGCUUCGUCGUCUGCAGCCCUGGGGCGGAGGGCAGGGUCGGACCGAGGACGGCGAGGACGGCGCGCGGUGGAAGGAGGCCAUGACGGCCUGCUUUGCCCGGGUGGACGGCGAGGUCGGCGUCGACGACGGGACCGACGCCGGCGAGCAGACGGUGGGCUCCACGGCCCUCGUGGCCGUCGUGGGCCUGCGCCGCAUCGUCGUCGCGAACUGCGGCGACUCCCGCGCCGUGCUCUCCCGCGGCGGCAUCCCCGUGCCGCUCUCCUCCGACCACAAGCCAGACCGACCUGACGAAAUGGAAAGAGUAGAAGCAGCUGGUGGCAAGGUCAUUAACUGGAAUGGAUACCGUAUCCUGGGAGUGCUCGCAACUUCUAGGUCAAUCGGAGACUAUUACCUGAAACCAUAUGUGAUAGCGGAACCAGAAGUUACCGUCAUGGACCGGACGGACAAAGACGAGUUCCUCAUACUAGCAAGCGACGGCCUGUGGGAUGUGGUGUCCAAUGACGUUGCCUGCAAGAUCGCGAGAAAUUGCCUAAGUGGGCGCGCGGCCUCCAAGUACCCGGAGUCCGUCCCCGGGAGCACCGCGGCCGACGCCGCAGCGCUGCUGGUGGAGCUCGCCAUCGCACGCGGCAGUAAGGACAACAUCAGCGUCGUCGUGGUCGAGUUGCGGCGACUGAAGAGUAGGGCAGCGGCGGUGAUCAAAGAGAACCGCACCAGGUAG